Molecule: messenger RNA, 3211 nt
Organism: Aspergillus alliaceus
Lineage: Eukaryota; Fungi; Ascomycota; Eurotiomycetes; Eurotiales; Aspergillaceae
Product: DNA ligase (ATP) CDC9
Exons: 4
Coding region: 59-2926 (955 amino acids)
Biological process (GO): lagging strand elongation; DNA recombination; DNA biosynthetic process
Cellular component (GO): mitochondrion; nucleus
Molecular function (GO): DNA ligase (ATP) activity; DNA binding; ATP binding
Source: RefSeq, a predicted model, not a curated record
AACCCAUUCUCCUCGUAUUCUCAAAUGUCUCCUUGAUGCCUACGUGAAGACGACGUCUAUGUUCGCUCGUCGCAGACCUACGGUUGUUGCGCUCCUCCAGAGACCCAAUUCCCUCACACCCGCAUUGCUACGCCUCCAUUUAACCACCUGUCGCGCGCGUACCCCACAAUACGGAAUUGGCCCGAUAUUUACAUUUCUUUCUCGAAGCCAAUCUAAUACUUAUCGACCACGGACAAAUCUCUCUACACUAGCUCAUCUUCAUCCGUUUGCGCUUUCCAGGAUGGCAGACCCUAAGGGCCGGAAACAAGCCACGCUGGGGCGUUUCUUCGGCUCGAAUGCGGACCCGAAAGAGGCACCCAAGAAGCAAACUACGUUGUCUUUCUCUGGCAAGAAAGAAAAGACACAGAAAGCUGCCGCGAAGCCAGAUACCACGCACGAAUCGUCAACUGUAGAUGAGAAUAGUUCUAAUGGGGUUCAAAACGGAGACGCUAGCAAAGGGGACGCCGUCGAGACGAAGUCGGAGCCGACGCAGAAGAAUGGACACAGCGAUUCUAAAGAUCUGAAAAGAAAAGAGAGCGAGGAAGAAGAUAGUGAUGGUGAUGUUCAGCCUGCGCAGAAAAGGAGGCGGAGGAGCUCGCGAAACGGGGAAGGGACUCCUUCGCCGAAGAAGAAGUCUAAUACACCGUCUCCUAAACGCUCGAAGGCCAGCAAAGAAGUUCAGCCCCAAAAGACAGAACAACCGGCGGCUGUGAAGAACGCGUCGGAAGAAGAAACUCCCGAGGAAGACAAGUCCGAGGACGAAGCGAUGUCUGCUAGUGAAGACGAGGAAAAACCGGAAGUGAUGAAGAAAACCAUGGAAAAAGUACAGGCUACAUUGAAAGCGAGCGGAGAUGAGCCGUAUCCAGACUGGAAGCCUGGUACUCCUGUUCCAUAUGCGGCAUUGUGUACGACUUUUUCACUUAUUGAGAUGACCACCAAACGAUUGGUGAUACUUGCCCAUUGCUCCCUGUUUCUUCGCCAAGUUCUUCGGUUGACGCCUGAAGAUCUUCUUCCGACAGUCCAGCUUAUGAUAAACAAGUUAGCUGCCGACUAUGCCGGCAUUGAAUUAGGAAUUGGCGAGUCUCUGAUCAUGAAGGCUAUUGGCGAAUGUACCGGCCGCAGCCUGGCCGUCAUCAAGGCAGAUCAACAUGAAAUUGGAGACCUGGGCUUGGUGGCCGCUAAGAGUCGGUCGAACCAGCCUACUAUGUUCAAACCAAAGGCACUGACAGUUCGGGGUGUCCACGAGGGUCUUCUUGGCAUUGCCAAAGUGCAGGGCCAUGGUUCUCAAGACAAGAAAAUUUCCGGUAUUAAGAAGCUCCUUUCUGCGGCCGACCCAGAAACGGCAGGAAAGGGCAGCAAGGGCGUGGACAUCACCAAGGACAAGGGUGGCCCUAGCGAGGCCAAGUAUAUUGUUCGAUUUUUGGAGGGAAAAUUGAGACUGGGAUUGGCUGAAAGAACCGUUCUUGUUGCUCUUGCUCAAGCAGUGGUGACCCAUGAAUCCGCCUGCAAGGGAGAGAAAGCGCCUUCCCCUGAGAAGUUGGCUGAGGGUGAGGCUAUCCUGAAGACGGUAUACAGUGAACUACCCGCUUAUGAGAUAAUCAUUCCUGCUAUGCUUGAGAAUGGUCUGUUCAAGUUACAUGAAGCCUGCAAGCUACAGCCUGGUAUCCCUAUCAAGCCUAUGCUUGCUAAACCGACCAAAUCUAUCACCGAAGUGCUCGACCGAUUCGAAGGAAAGGAAUUCACGUGCGAGUAUAAAUACGACGGAGAGAGGGCACAGAUCCACUAUGUUGCGCCGGAUGCAGCCCACAAUUAUCCGCAAGCACAACAUACACUACAAAAGGAUGCUAAAGGUCUUACUGCGAUUUUCUCUCGUAACUCGGAAGACCUCUCGAAGAAGUACCCUGAUGUGUUGGCUAAGCUUGAUAGUUGGAUUAAAGAUGGUGUGAAGAGCUUUGUGUUGGACUGCGAGACCGUCGCCUGGGAUACGGUUAACAAGAAGGUUUUACCAUUCCAACAGUUGAUGACUCGUAAACGGAAAGAUGUCAAGGCGGAAGACGUUAAGGUCAAAGUCUGUGUAUUUGCUUUUGACCUUUUGUUUCUAAAUGGAGAGCCUACGGUGAAAAAGUCACUCCGCGACCGCCGAGAACUCUUACAUGAAUCGUUCCAGGUUAACGAAGGUGAGUUCCAGUUUGCACAGUUCGGCAAUACCAAUGUGUUGGACGAAAUCCAGACAUUGCUGGACGACAGUGUCAAAGCGUCGUGCGAAGGUCUGAUGGUCAAGAUGCUGGACACGGAGGAAAGUGGCUACGAGCCCAGCAAGCGGAGUCGCAACUGGCUUAAGGUCAAGAAAGACUACCUGAGUGGUGUUGGCGACUCGCUUGACCUUGUCGUUCUCGGUGCAUACUACGGGCGAGGCAAGCGUACAUCCGUUUAUGGUGCUUUCCUUCUGGCUGCAUACAACGCAAAUAGCCAAACUUACGAGUCAAUCUGCAACAUUGGUACCGGGUUUUCCGAAGCCAAUCUGGAAGACCUUCACAAGGAACUGUCUCCCCUCGUCAUUGAUCGACCCAAGCCGUUUUACACCCACUCGACGAUCCCUAAGGACCAACCCGAUGUAUGGUUUGAGCCACGGUUGGUCUGGGAAGUGAAGACCGCCGAUUUGACUCUUAGUCCGCGCUAUCAAGCCGCGGCCGAUGAGUUCGUGGGUACGACGGGAGGCGGAAAAGGUGUUUCUCUCCGAUUCCCACGUUUUAUCAAAUCACGCGAGGAUAAGAAGCCGGAGCAGGCGACAACGACCCGGCAAGUGGCCGAAAUGUACCGCAAACAAGAGGCUGUCGCCAAGGAAAACGCGGGCAAGAAGGGUGUGGAUGAUGAUUUUGAAUAUUAGCUCGUGUUCCUGCAUCUCUAAUCAUUAGUGUGGAGUUCAUGCAUGAGGGGUAAAGUUUUUGUUAUUAUUCUUGUUCUUCUGGAGAUGAUUGCCCUGUACUAUACUAAGGUGUUCUAUGAUCUACUAUUUGGGGCAUGUUAUGUUUGUUUUGAUCCUGAUCGCGUCAUGAAUGAAAGUCACGCCAUCCUGGCUGGCAUCGGAUGAUUGGUAUUUUCCGCUGGACAUUUUGAUAUUACGCCAAGAGGGGAUUUUAAUAUAAACCAGUCGGUGAGAUGCUGAUAGCGC